UUCCACACACACCAUAUUUAUUUUAAAGUUAAUUUUCUCUCUCUUCACCAAAGAAAUCUGGAAAACUCUCUCAUUCUCAAACAAACCCUAGCCGCCGCCUCCUCCCUCCUUCAGUGUGUCUCCGGCGGUCGUUACAUUGCUCCACCAUCUUCAUCCUCUCCUUUUCAUUUGUAAUUAUACUCUAUCAAAUUUAUUUCAAGUCAAAGAUGAUUUUAAAUUUCCCUACGACCAUCUUUUCGGCUAGAUCUUGACAUCCACGUACAAGCUUUUGAAAAUCCAUCACCAUAAAAAGAGUCCCCUCCAUCUUCUCUACAAAACCCAUUUAAAAAUAUCAGGAACGGACAACCUUCGCCGGUGACCACCACGCCGUAGCUUUCAACCACCGCGCCGGAAAAGAGCUUACGUGUUUUCAUCCCAAUCUUGUAUGUUGUCUAGAUCUGGGUCAGAAUUUUUACACAAACACUUAAACCUGGGCUGUUGUCUUCAUCAAGGUUGGGGCAUUAAUAGGAUUUCCACAACAUCUUCUCUUCUUAUAUUAAGAGAGAUAAGCUGUUUUCAUUACUUAUCCCAAUAAGUCUCACAAAACUUAUGCAAGUGGAUAAACUCCAAUAAGUCAAUCCAAACAGGCCACUUAAUUGAUCCUAGACUAGAACAAUGUUUUUAAGGAAUUCUCAUGAUGCUAGGUUCAUUACCUAUACUCCCUCUACCCGCUCCUCCCACUGAUGGAAAUCUUGGUCCUCUCCCCGAGGCUCAACUCACUCAAGAGGAGGUGGAGGAGAGGAAUGAGAGUUCCUCCAUCGAGGAAGCAGCACCGACAUCUGUUGCCACACACACUAGAACUAUUGGAAUAAUUCACCCCCCUCCAGACAUUAGAAACAUUGUUGAUAAAACCUCUCAGUUCGUUGCUAAGAAUGGUCUUGAAUUUGAAAAGAGGAUUAUUGCUAGUAAUGCGGGCAAUGCCAAGUUUAAUUUCCUCAAUCCAUCCGAUCCCUAUCAUGCAUAUUAUCAGCACAGGCUUUCUGAGUUUCGUAGUCAGAAUCAAUCUUCUACUCAACAACCAGGGGAUUCUGCUCUACUGGAAUCAGGUCCACCUGCGCCGGAAACUGAUAGUAAUGAUGUAGCAACUACAGAGAAGCCUGAUAUUUCCGCCCAGUUUAAACCAGUAAGGAAAGUACUUGAUCCUCCCGAGGCUGAGCAGUAUACAGUUAGGCUUCCUGAAGGCAUUACAGGAGAGGAGCUGGAUAUUAUAAAGCUUACAGCACAAUUUGUGGCUCGUAACGGGAAAUCCUUUUUGACAGGAUUGACAAGUAGGGAGAUUAAUAACCCCCAAUUUCAUUUCAUGAAACCAACUCACAGCAUGUUUACAUUUUUCACUUCCCUUGCCGAUGCAUAUUCAAAGGUUUUGAUGCCUCCAAAGGGGUUGACAGAGAAGCUAAAAAAGAGUGUACCCGACAUGACUACCGUGCUUGAAAGAUGUGUGAAUAGGCUGGAAUGGGAGCGUUCACAAGAGCAAGCUAGGCAAAAGGCUGAAGAUGAGAUAGAGCAAGAAAGAAUACAAAUGGCUAUGAUUGAUUGGCAUGAUUUUGUGGUGGUUGAAUCAAUAGAUUUUGCUGACGAUGAGGAUGAAGAAUUACCUCCUCCGAUGACCCUUGAAGAGGUUAUAAGGAGAAGCAAGAUGACUCCCAUGGAAGAAGAUACCGUUGAGCCAGGGAAGGAAGUAGAAAUGGAAAUGGACGAGGAAGAGGCCCAGCUUGUUAAAGAGGGAAUGGAUGCUGUUGACGAUGAUGAAGGGAAGAAGAGUGAAAUCAGGGUUACUGAAGACCCUGAACCACCGAUUAGGAUUGUGAAGAACUGGAAGAGACCAGAAGACAGGCUUCCUGCAGAUAGAGAUUCAACCAAGUUUGUGGUUUCUCCUAUCACCGGUGAACUGAUUCCUAUUAGUGAAAUGUCAGAACAUAUGCGAAUUUCUCUCAUUGAUCCUAAGUACAAAGAACAGAAAGAAAGAAUGUUUGCCAAAAUUCGAGAAACCACUUUGGCACAGGAUGAUGAAAUCUCAAAAAACAUUGUUGGACUUGCUCGGACUCGUCCUGAUAUUUUUGGUACUACCGAGGAAGAGGUUUCCAAUGCUGUUAAGGCUGAAAUUGAGAAGAAAAAUGAUGAGCAACCUAAGCAGGUUAUAUGGGAUGGUCACAGCGGUAGUAUUGGCCGUACUGCAAACCAAGCAAUGUCACAGAAUAUUGGAAGUGAGGAUCAAAAUGAUGCUUAUAAUAAUGAAUCUAAAAACCUCCCUGGUCCUGCUGCACCUCCUCCAAGACCUGGUAUGCCUUCAGUUCGUCCUCUUCCGCCACCACCUGGACUAGCUUUGAAUCUACCCCGUGGGCUUAUGCAUAACAUGCAAUAUUCUAAUCCUAAUAGCAUUGGCCUUCCGAUGCCUCCACCAAGACCAGGCAUGCACAUGAUGCAAUCUCUCCGGCCUGCCCCUCCUCCUCCAAUGCAGAUGCCUGGUGGACAACAUUCCAUGAUGGGUGGUCAACCACCCCCAAUGCAUCCAUCAAUUUCUAUGAAUAACCAAGGAAUUCCCAUUCCUCCACCACCUGGAUCUCAGUUCACUCCUGUUCCAAGACCUUAUGCUCCUCACCCUCAUCCAUCAUCAGGGAUGAUGCCUAUGAUGCAUCCACCACCUCCGCCUCAAGGAGUGCCCCCACCGCCGCCACCUGAGGAAGCUCCUCCCCCGCUUCCAGAGGAACCAGAACCGAAGAGGCAGAAACAUGACGAUUCUGCUCUGAUCCCUGAGGAUAAAUUUCUGGCUCAACAUCCGGGACCUGCUCGGAUCAGUAUAUCUGUUCCUAAUGUUGAUGAAGGAAAUCUCAAAGGACAAGUUCUGGAAAUAACUGUGCAAUCUCUGUCUGAAACUGUUGGCAGCCUGAAGGAAAAAAUUGCUGGGGAGAUCCAACUCCCUGCUAACAAGCAGAAAUUGAGUGGAAAACCAGGCUUUCUCAAGGACAAUAUGUCACUUGCACAUUACAAUGUUAGUGGAGGAGAAACACUCUCCCUAGCCUUGAGAGAGCGUGGUGGUAGAAAGAGAUGAGCAUAUUAUGCGCUGUUCAAGAAGGUUUUUGUAAUCUCUGCUUCAUUAUGAGGCCUUUCGAUUCUUAUACUUGAUGGACUACAUAAUGCCUAUCUGCAUGAAUUUUAUGUUGAAUACUUAUAUCUACUGUACUUUGAUGCUUUUUGAAGUUUGAUUGUUGUCUUAAAGACUGAUGUUAAUUCUCGAAUACAGAUUUUGGCACCCUGGCGCUUGUCACUUGAGGGAAAUGGGAAGUAGUGGAGUUCCAAUUUCUAAUCUGAUGAAGUCAAAUUGUUUACAUCACUAAUUAUUGUUUUAUUUUGCUUUUCAUUUUAUUUGUUCCAAAGUUACUGAUCUGUUUUUUAUUGAAGCUCCCUGUCAGGGUGGGAUCAUUUUUAUUUUUUUGUUCAUUUUCAGCAUUCUUGCAAAGUUGCAAUCACAAACUGGAAGUGGUGAUUUAGUUUUUUUUUUUGCUUGUCUUUUCCUAGUGAGGUUUUGUCUACUACUGGAUAUUAGAUUAGAUUUAGAAGCACUGUUUACUGUUGUUCAGAGGCAAUUUCUGUUGCCGAGCAUGGCUCUUUUAGCUGGUGCAUCUUGUUUGGGGUUUUACUUAUUCGUCAUGAGAGAUUGUUAUAGUUUGUUGUUGUAUUUAUCUUUAACCUCAAUUUGUGGGUGGUGUGAUGGUUAUUGUUUUUUGAUUUUGCUGUUUGAUCAUAACAGAAAUUCUACUUGGACUUGUGGGAAGGCUGUGCAGCAUAGCCUGAUGUGUCUUUGAAUGGGACGAGGCAGGUAGAAUGGCCUAUAUUUUCUCCGAUUGUGUUAAGCCCGUGGUCUUUAACUAAGAUCAUUUGCUUUUACGUGCGAGAUUUGUUCCGAUGUCUGUGUUUUUUGCCUUGCCAACUUAUGUAUAAUGGAUCAGACUUAGUAUUUUAAGGAUAGCACCCAAACACAUCUUCGUAGUUUUUUUUGGGAUAUUUUAUGAAUCACAUACAGUUGUAGACCCCUUGAUUAAGAUUUUUAGUUAUUAAAUCCGCUGCUGCUAUAUUGGUUUAA
Molecule: messenger RNA, 4120 nt
Organism: Medicago truncatula (barrel medic)
Lineage: Eukaryota; Viridiplantae; Streptophyta; Magnoliopsida; Fabales; Fabaceae
Product: probable splicing factor 3A subunit 1
Exons: 4
Coding region: 674-3088 (804 amino acids)
Biological process (GO): regulation of alternative mRNA splicing, via spliceosome; mRNA cis splicing, via spliceosome
Cellular component (GO): catalytic step 2 spliceosome; U2-type prespliceosome; U2 snRNP
Molecular function (GO): protein binding; RNA binding
Source: RefSeq, a predicted model, not a curated record